Molecule: messenger RNA, 2128 nt
Organism: Cavia porcellus (domestic guinea pig)
Lineage: Eukaryota; Metazoa; Chordata; Mammalia; Rodentia; Caviidae
Gene: Rgs11
Product: regulator of G protein signaling 11
Exons: 17
Coding region: 57-1460 (467 amino acids)
Biological process (GO): positive regulation of GTPase activity; G protein-coupled receptor signaling pathway; regulation of G protein-coupled receptor signaling pathway
Cellular component (GO): cytoplasm; neuron projection; plasma membrane
Molecular function (GO): GTPase activator activity
Source: RefSeq, a predicted model, not a curated record
AGGGGUGGGGCGGGGCGCGGGGCGUGGGGCGGGACCGUUCGGACAUCAGCGGCGCCAUGGCCAUGACCUCAGGUUCUGGGACCCCCGGAGGGCGCCCGCGAGCGCAGAGGCCGCACCUCAGCAAGAUGGAGCGGGUGGUCGUGAGCAUGCAGGACCCCGACCAAGGCGUGAGGAUGCGGAGUCAGCGUCUGCUGAUCACCGUCAUUUCCCACGCGGUGACAGGAGGCGACGUCGUGGAGUGGCUGGCCCAGAAGUUCUGCAUCUCGGAGGAGGAAGCCCUGCAUCUGGGCGACCUUCUGGCGCAGCAUGGCUACUUAUACCCGCUGCGUGAGCCUCACAGUCUGGCGCUCAGGCCCGAUGAGACGCCCUACAGGUUCCAGACACCAUACUUCUGGACCAGUACCUUGUGGCCAGCUGCGGAGCUGGACUAUGCCAUCUACCUGACCAAGAAGAACAUCCGAAAGCAGGGAGCCCUUCUGGAGCAUGAGAAGGAGCACUAUGACCAGCUGCAUAAGAAGAUCAACCACACAUGGGAUCUGGUGGUGAUGCAGGCCCGGGAACAGCUGCGGGCAGCUAAGCAGCGCAGGAAAGGAGACAGACUGGUCAUUGCAUGCCAGGAACAGACAUACUGGCUGGUGAACAGGCCCCCGCCUGGGGCUCCUAAUGUGUUGGAGCAGGGUCCAGAAAGGGGCUCCUGUACUGGCAGCCGGGUGCAGAUGAGCUCGGACUUCUAUAAGCGGGAGAUUGAAUUCUCCAGGAAGGCACUGGGCAGGACCCGGGUAAAAUCCUCCAUCUGCCUUGAGGCGUAUCUAAAGUUUAGCAGCCAGCAUAGCCUGCAUGACCCCAUCCUGUCGGGGUGCCUGCCCAGCAAUCCCUGGAUCACAGAUGAUGACAGCUACUGGACCAUAAAUGCACCCAUGGUGGCUGUACCCACAAAGCUCCGCGUGGAACGAUGGGCCUUCAGCUUUCAGGAACUUCUGGAUGACCCUGUGGGCCGGACCCACUUCAUGGACUUCCUCCAGACGGAGUUCAGUGCGGAAAAUCUCAGCUUCUGGGAGGCAUGUGAGGAGCUGCGCUUUGGAGGGCAGGCCCAGAUUCCUGACCUGGUGGAUGCUGUGUACCAGCAGUUCCUGGCCCCUGGUGCUGCUCGCUGGGUCAACAUUGACAGCCGGACAAUGGAACGGACCCUGGAGGGCUUGCGCCAGCCCCACCGCUAUGUGUUGGAUGAUGCACAGCUGCACAUUUAUAUGCUCAUGAAGAAGGACUCCUACCCUAGGUUCCUUAAGUCUGACAUGUAUAAGGGCCUAUUGGGAGAGGCUGUGAUCCCACUGGAGGCAAAGAGACGAGUAUUCCCGUUUACGUGGAAGCCUCGGCACUUGAGCCCCAGUCCCGCUCUUCUCCCCACCUCUGGGGAACCUCCCGCCACUGGCAGCACUGCAGGUGGGGAUGGGGAGGACUAGAUGGACUCCCUGUCAUGCCCAGGGCCUGCUACCAACAUCCUGCAGGGUCACCCUCUCCUGAUGACUGCAGAGCCCCCAGUACUGGCACUCUCUUGUGUACAGAGUCCAUCCUCUCUUUGCUUUUCCUUUUCCCUACCUGGAAGGGGGUGGCUCAGCUGCCAAGCCCCAGGGAGGAGGUUUCAUUGGCCAAGGCUGGACAGGUAGGAUUCAUUACUGGCAGGAUGGCAAGGCUAAGGCAUAGACACUUAUCCAUGAAGAUAGGCAGGUCUCUGGGUAGUCUUGCUCCAUCCAGGUGAGCUCAUCAGAGUUGGUCUAGAUGAAGCAUUUGGAAUGGCUACACACCCCUCUGUAGUCAGUGCUUGGAAGUCUCUCUUCACUGCACACCACACACACCUGUCUAGCAUCCACCUGAGCCACAGCUUCCCCACCAGAUUUGUGCACCUUGUUGUCCUGAUCAUGAGGCUCCUGGUCCCUGCAGGGAAGAUUUUUGCCAGGCUGGCGGAGCCAGAAUCCAGUCCUCCUACCCGAGCUUUCUUCAGAGGCACAGGCAUUCCCACUGUGUGUUCCCCAUACCUCCAGACUAGACGAACUUACAGGCCAGCUUCUUUUGAGAUCACCUCAACCACAGGGCUAUUUUUGGCACAGAAAUAAAAGAUUUUUCUCCCUCA